Messenger RNA from Cavia porcellus (domestic guinea pig), 2931 nucleotides. It is a transcript of the gene Ppm1n, whose product is annotated as protein phosphatase, Mg2+/Mn2+ dependent 1N (putative). Gene Ontology annotation, molecular function: magnesium ion binding; protein serine/threonine phosphatase activity; manganese ion binding. Lineage: Eukaryota; Metazoa; Chordata; Mammalia; Rodentia; Caviidae. The record is from RefSeq and is a predicted model, not a curated record. The transcript has 5 exons. Gene Ontology annotation, biological process: protein dephosphorylation. The coding region runs from base 652 to 1896 and encodes 414 amino acids. Gene Ontology annotation, cellular component: nucleoplasm.
CAAGAGGGAAGAAGUGAGGAGCAGGGGAGGGGGCGCGGCCCAGAAGGUGACUUAACCCGGCUUUCAGUACUAAGUAGUUAAUUUGGGGGUUAGGAUGGAAUUAAGAGGCAGAGUCAGAGACAAGGCCAGGAGUGAGAAAAUGGAAAGGUUCGAGUGGAUGAGCAGCACCUUGAAGAGAGAGCAAUCGGACGGAGCCUGGGGAGAGGACCCAGUGGCGAGGAAUUGGGAAAAUGCUGUUUAUCAAUUUUGGAGCUGGAGGCUGGACCACGAAGGUGGGCGGAGCCCGGUUUGGACCUGAAGGACAGUUUCUAGAGCUGAGAACAGUUUCUAAAGCCUAUUCCUCUAUAACAUCACUAUAACAGCUUCUAUAACAGGAAUUACUUUCCUGUGCUGUACGUUGGUGAUGUACUAACUACGGCAAGUAGUAUGUGAUAUGUAAGAGUUUGCUACUAUUAACACUUUUUCCUAACCCAGUUCCCAAACUCAACGUGCAAGUUGCAGCAGACAGAAAACCCAGGAGUGACCCGACUUGAGUGCAGGUCAAGGGGCAGGAAAGAGAUUCACUUGGUUUAAAUUUUCACAGCGGAGGGAUUAACUGGGGGUGCGGGAGGCAGCUGCUGAGGGUGGAGUCUUCUCAAUCCCCGGAGGAGGAUGGCGGCUCUGUGUCGGCUGCUAGAGUGUCUUCUCUGGCCCGCUCGAAAGGAAGUACAGGCUGAGAAGGAGGAGGAGGCGGAGCAUGGAGUCCCCGACGGGCCUCAGUCUCUCCUGGCUGCGCCGCGAUGCAUUCAGAGGCCACACGGGGGUAGCGCAGCCUCGUGGGGCCUGCGCUUUGGGGCCAGCGCAGCGCAAGGCUGGCGCGCGCGCAUGGAGGACGCGCACUGCGCUUGGCUGGCGUUACCCGGGCUGCCCCCGGGCUGGGCUUUCUUUGCUGUCCUCGACGGCCACGCUGGAGCGCGAGCCGCCCACUUUGGCGCGCGCUACCUGCCUGGCCACGUGGUUGAGGAACUGGGCCCGGCGCCCUGCGAGCCCGAGGGGGUCCGCGGGGCGCUGCGCCGUGCUUUCCUGAACGCCGACGAGCGCCUGCGCGCAUUGUGGCCCCGUGGCGAACCUGGUGGCUCCACCGCAGUGGCGUUGCUCGUCUCCCCAAGCUUUCUGUAUCUGGCUCACUGUGGUGACUCCCGCGCGGUGCUGAGUCGCGACGGCGCCGUGGCCUUUAGCACCGAGGACCACCGGCCUCUCCGGCCGCGGGAACGCGAACGCAUCUACGACGCGGGUGGCACCAUCCGCCUGCGGCGUGUCGAAGGCUCUUUGGCAGUGUCGCGAGCCCUGGGCGACUUUGCCUACAAGCAGGCUCCAGGGAGGCCCCCUGAGCUGCAGCUGGUUUCCGCGGAGCCUGAGGUGGCUGCGCUAGCUCGCCGGGGAGAGGACGAGUUCAUCCUCCUGGCCUCGGAUGGCGUGUGGGACACGAUGUCUGCAGCUGCACUGGUGGGACUGGUGGCAUCGCGCCUCCGUCUAGGCCUGGCCCCGGAGCUUCUCUGCGCGCAGUUGUUGGACACGUGCCUUUGCAAGGGCAGCCUGGAUAACAUGACCUGCAUCGUGGUCUGCUUCCCAGGGGCCCCCGGGCCUUGUGAGGAGGCCAUCAAGAGGGAGCUAGCACUGGAUGCAGCCCUGGGCCACAGAGUUGCUGAGCUGUGUGCAUCUGCUCAGGAGCCCCUCAGCCUAAACUCGGUCUUCAGGACUCUGGCCUCUGAGGACAUCCCUGAUUUACCUCCUGGGGGAGGCCUGCACUGCAAGGCCACUGUCAUUGCUGAAGCUUAUUCUCGGCUCCACCAGAUCUCAGAAGAGUGUUGGGAGAAGGUGGAGGGUGGAGCCCAGGAACCCAGAGUUCUUAUUUGAACUCUGCCUUGAACUUGGAAGCCUGACAACUGUUCUUUGGGAACCUGGACUGGCUGCUGAACUGGGGACAAACAAGAAAACUACCCCUUCCUAGCAACAUGGACCAGCAAAAGGAAGACAAGCCAAUGGAGGAACCCCGGAAUAUUUCUUUCCCUUUCUCCUACUUCCCCCUCACAGAACAGACUCAUGAGAGGGCAAAUUCCACUACUAUACAGGCAAAAUGAAACAACAACAACAAAACAACAAAAACAUCCUAAAAUUUUUUUUUUUUAAAAUUUGAAGUAGGGCCGGAGGUUUAGCUUAGCUGCUUAAGUACCUGCUUGGCAAACUCAAAGCAGUGAGUUUGAUCCCAGGUACAAAACAAAACAAAAAAAGAAAUUGACCUGAACAGAUUGUAAAAGAUUGCUCAGUUCAACAGCCUUCUCUUUCCUUCCUAUUUGUCAUGUUUUUUGAACAGCAGUAGGAGAGAGUUUGAAGUUUUAGAUUUUAAUUAUUUAAGUAACUCCUAAUAUGUUGUUACUAAAAACAAGUUAUUGGCCCUUGCAGGAAUUAUGUAAGGGGGAACGUCAGGUGUUAUUUACAAGUAUGAGCCUGGCCAAUUUACUGAGAUCAUUCCGGACAGUAACAAGUAUUAUGAGAAAAAUAGGAUAUCUUUUAAAAAUGACUAUGUUGCCAGGUGUGGUAGCUCAAGCCUAUAAUCCUAGCACAAAGUGAGCUCAAGGCCAGCCUGAACCCUGUCUCAAAAAAAAAAAAAGACUAUGUUGGGCGUGGUAGUACACACCUAUAAUCCCAGGACUCAGGAGGCUGAGGCAGGAGGACUGCUGUGAGUUUGAGGGUAGUUGAGUUCAAGGCCACCCUGACUACAUAAUAAGACUCUGUUCCAAAAAUCCAAAAAGAAGCCAGCUAGUUGCAUGUAUGUCCAAGGUCACAGGGACUUGGGAGGGUGAGGCAGGAGAAUAGCCCUCAGGAGGCAUUCUGAGCAAUUGAGCAAGACCCCACCCAAAAAUAAAAGAAUAUGCUUGGUUGCUGUUUUUA